Messenger RNA from Exophiala aquamarina CBS 119918, 3204 nucleotides. RefSeq lists its product as uncharacterized. The transcript has 2 exons. Gene Ontology annotation, molecular function: metal ion binding. Bases 1 to 3204 code for a protein of 1067 amino acids. The record is from RefSeq and is a predicted model, not a curated record. Lineage: Eukaryota; Fungi; Ascomycota; Eurotiomycetes; Chaetothyriales; Herpotrichiellaceae.
AUGGUGUCAAUCAGAGCACCGCCUCGCUUCCGGCGACUUCAAACCAUUGAACCAGACUACUGCCCUAGCAAGAUCACUCAAUAUGAAUCUGAACGGACGGGAUUAAGGAUCGUGGUUGUUGAUCAGCAAGGCCCCAAACUUUUCGGUUUCUUUGUCCUCGCCACCGAGAUUCAUGAUGACUCUGGCGCGCCUCAUACUUUGGAACAUCUAUGCUUCAUGGGCUCAAAGAGUUACAAAUACAAAGGUUUCUUGGACAAAUUGGCCACCAGAGCAUACUCCGGAACAAAUGCGUGGACAGCAACUGACCACACGGCAUACACCUUGGAGACAGCUGGUUGGGCAGGCUUUGCUCAGAUCUUACCUGUCUACCUCGAGCAUGUGAUCCUUCCGACCCUGACUGAUGCUAGCUGUACAACCGAAGUCCAUCAUAUCGACGGCACUGGCAACGAUGCUGGUGUUGUUUACUCAGAAAUGCAAGGCGUACAAAACACUGCAUCUGAAUUAAUCGAGCUACGGUCGAAAAGGAUUCUAUAUCCUGAGGGUGUCGGUUUCCGUUAUGAAACUGGUGGCAUGAUGGACCAGCUUCGCGUUCUCACCGCUGACAGAAUUCGGCAAUUUCACCAUGACAUGUACCAGCCCAAAAACCUUUGUGUCACUCUUUUCGGAGAAGUCAAUCAUGAGGAGUUGUUGGACAUUAUGGACAGCUUUGAAUCAUCGAUUUUGAGCGAUAUUCCGAGCCCUGAUACUCCAUUCAGUAGACCAUGGAUCGAGUCCAAAACUGCCCCUCCAUUGAAAUGCUCCACUAUCGAAAAAGUUGAGUUUCCGGAGGAGGAUGAAUCUUUUGGUGAGGUCGACAUACGUUUCCUGGGACCGGAUUUCGCAGAUGUGAUAUCGAUGGCAGCCCUCAAUGUGGCACUGCUUUAUCUCGCUGGAUCCUCGGCUGCGCUACUUGACAAUGCGCUUGUAGAAAAGGAACAACUAGCAACUGCGGUAUACUAUACUCUCGACAGCCGCCCACGUACUGAGAUUGCGUUUACUCUGUCAAGUGUCGCAACUGAACGACUUGAAGAGGUUGAGAAGAGAUUCUUUGAAAUCUUGCGGGAUGCAAUGGAAAAGCCUCUAGACAUGAGAUUCAUGAAAGACUGCAUAGACCGGCAACUCAGAGCCUACAAAUACAGCGCCGAAUCCUCGCCAACCUCAUUCGCCGACUUCAUAAUCUCCGACUAUCUCUUUGGAAAUCGUGAUGGAACAACACUACAGAAACUCCAGUCUCUCAAACAGUAUGGCGCCGUACUUGAGAGUUGGUCUGAGGAUUCAUGGAAGAAAUUCAUCAAAUUCUACAUCUCAGACGCUCACCAUGUGUCAAUUCUUGGUGUGCCAUCCGCCCAGCUUUCCGAAAAUUUAAAAAUCGACGAAGCUAAGCGGGUUGAGGAGCAAAAAGAGAAGCUUGGGCCUGAAGGAUUAAAGAAGAUGCAGGAAAAGCUCGAUGCCGCGAAAGCAGAAAAUGACCGCGAGAUCCCGCCAGAAUUGUUAGGCCAAUUCAAGGUCCCGUCCACUGAAACGAUCCAUUUUGUCAGCACUUCGCCUGCUCGAUCAGGAUUGGCAUUAGAGAUAGGGAAACCCGAAUCCAAGUACCAGAAAGCCAUUGACGAUGACGCGAAAGACCUCGCGUUGUUCUUGAACUUUCAGCACAUCCCCUCGAAUUUUGCUCGUGUCGAGCUCAUUGUCUCAACAGAAAACCUUCCAAACGAGUUACGACCAUUGCUCUCAAUUUACAUGGAGUCAUUUUUUGGUUUACCUGUAAAACGAGGGAACGAUACCAUCAGUUUCGAAGAGGUGGUACUAGAACUUGAAAGGGAUACUGUUGGUUAUGCCAUCGAUUCAGCCAUUAAUCUAGGCAAUGCUGAAGGACUCCGUAUAAGCUUUCAAGUGGAGCUUGAAAAAUACAAUGUGGCUAUCCGAUGGCUGAGUGAAUUGCUAUACAAGUCGGUCUUCGAUGUAGAAAGAUUAAAGGCAAUCAAUACCAGGCUCAUGGCUGAUGUGCCCGAUGCCAAACGCAGUGGCGACGAUAUGCUAACGGCAGUGCAUCUCAUGACACAUCUCGCUCCAAAAGCGAUAGGUCGUGCCAGGAGCACUUUGGUGAAAGCUUUGUAUUUGAAGCGCAUCAAGCAGCUUUUCGAGGCUGAUCCGGAUCAGGUGGUACGCCAACUUGAACAGCUUCGAGACAUUCUGUUCAAAUUUGAGAAUUUUCGGAUCUUGGUCAUUAGUGACUUGGACAAGCUUGAAAGGCCUGCCAGCUCCUGGGAGCCCUUUAUGAAAGAUCUGGAGGCAACCGAGAAACUGGCACCUAUUGGCAAACGAAUCGAACGCCUCAGCGAUGCAGGCAAGAAUCCUGGCAGACUAGCAUAUGUCGUGCCACUACCGACGAUUGAUUCCUCUUUUGCGACUGCGAUCGCAAGAGGACCUACAUCAUAUGAAGACCCCAGAACACCCGCCAUGAUGGUCGCAAUGGCUUACCUUAAUGCAGUUGAAGGGCCGUUAUGGGUUGCAGUCAGAGGCACAGGUUUGGCUUACGGUACCAGCGUAAGCUAUGACAUUGAAUCAGGCUUCAUUACCUUGGAAGUGUAUCGAUCACCAGAUUCAUAUAAAGCAUUCGAUGCUAGUCGGAGGGUAGUCAAUGGACACAUUACGGGGGAGAUUGAGUUCGAUCCUUUGAUGCUCGAGGGAGCGAUUAGCAGCAUAGUGGUUGCAUUCGCUAACGAGCAACAGACACUGGCAUCGGCUGCAGUAUCAAAUUUCAUUCGAAGUGUCAUGAAAAGCUUACCGGAGGAUCAUAUGGAAAAAUUACUCAAAAAGGUCAGGGACAUCACCGUAGAAGAUAUCAGGCAUGUCCUUGAGACGAUGAUAUAUGACAUAUUCAGUCCUGGGAAAGCCGAUGUUCUUGUAACUUGUGCACCAGCGCUGAAGGAGGCUAUCUCGGACGGGCUCAAAGGGGAAGGCUUUUCCCCUGAGAUUCACGAUCUUAACUAUUUCCAGGAUGACUAUGGCCUCAAGCCAGUCAACGGGGAUGAUGACGAGAACGAUGACGACGACGAUGAUGACGACGACGACGACGAUGAAAAGGAAGGAUCAGAUGACUUUGACGGUAGCGAUGGAUAUGAGAUCGUGGAAGGAGGAGGGGAGGAACUUGAUGACGAAGUUUAG